This is a messenger RNA of Oppia nitens, 1504 nucleotides long. RefSeq names its product spartin-like. The coding region runs from base 130 to 1395 and encodes 421 amino acids. NCBI's taxonomy places the organism in Eukaryota, Metazoa, Arthropoda, Arachnida, Sarcoptiformes, Oppiidae. Gene Ontology annotation, cellular component: plasma membrane. The transcript has a single exon. Gene Ontology annotation, biological process: cell division. The record is from RefSeq and is a predicted model, not a curated record.
AAUCAAUGAAUGACUCAUUCAUUGAAUUCAAGUAUUUUUUUAUAUCAUAUGAAUCAUUGUUUUUGUUGUCAUUUUUGUUGUGAUUAUAAACAUCUGAUUAUCGGUUGAUUUGAUAAAAACAAAGAGGAUAUGUCUUUAAGCAGUAAUUCAGACAUUGAAGAGAUAGUGAGCGUCAAGAGUGUAGACGUCUAUCACUUGAAAUACAACGACACUUGCGGUGAAUAUGAGUUGACUUCAGUUAUCAAAGACCAAACAUUUCGGGUGUUUCGCGAAGUAAUUGACGGAAGACUGGAUCCAAAACAACGAGAAUUGUCGCAAAGAUUAGCUUUAAUUAAAUGCAAGGAUUGGUUUUAUCCGUUAGAAAAGGACACGACUCCGAUCUUCAGAUAUCGUAACCAAUGUCUGUGUUAUUUGUUUCCCGACGUUUCAAACGUCGGAUCAAUGACUUUGUUGUUUAUCAACACCGAAGUGGUCGACGAUAUUAAAGUGUUGUUAUUGGAAAAUGUUUUACUUUUAUAUUGUGAUCUUAAGGACUCACCACAAGAAUGGAAACCAAUCAUCGAUCAGUUGUUAUCCAUACCGUCGACUCCAACAGAAGCCGAGGUUGCGAUGGAAACAUCAGACUCGGAACCAAUGCCUUUGGGCGCAUCAACUGUUCCUUCUCCAGGAAUUACUACAGAAACAGAGGAACAAUCGGGAGGAGUUGCCGACACCAUUGCUAAAGGUAUAAUACAAGGCGCAGAACUUCUUAACAAUGGCAUCACAUAUGGGGCACAAGUAGCUAAUGAUUGGAUCAAAAGAGGUGCCUCUCAUGUGAAAACAAGUCAGUCUACAAAUACAAGUGAGAACAGAGAAGUUGAUCCCCGAGUGAUAUCAGGCUUACGAGGUUUGCGCACUGCUUCAAACGCGGCCGUAUCUGUCACAGGAUUUGCUGUCAAUGCAGUGGCCAAAGGAACCAAUCAAUUAGGCAAAUGUUUGGCACCACAUGUGAAAAGGCAUUCAAAGAAACUGAUAUCAAAUGUUUCGGGAAAGAGUGACAAUGAAUCGGAAAAGAUAUGCGACGGCAUUCUGACAGUUGCUUCGGGAACUCUACAGGGAUUUGGAACACUUUAUAACGGAGUGACCGAAAACGCCAUACUUUUAGCAAAGACAAUAUCAAAUGAAACGGUUGGUAUCGUUAACCAGAAGUACGGUCAACAACCAGCCGAUGCCACUGAACAUGCCUUAUAUACGGCGGGCAACGCAGCCAUCACUCUUCAGAAUGUAUCAAAUCUCGGACCCAAAGCUAUAGCCAAAAGAGCAGCUUUUGAUACGGGAAUGACUGUCAUUGUUGGCAAACAAGACAAUACUAACUCUCAAGAGUCUCAACAAAAACUAAAUGACAAUACAUAUUAAUAUUUUCUAAUUUUUAUGGAUUAAGGUUUAUCUCCAAUAUUUUAUAUAUCGUUUAGAGGGUUAAUAUUUUUUAUAUACAGUAUAUACCGGUAAUCAAUAUUUGUUGUAU